UGUGCCACACAAGCGGCAGUGACAGCUGCAGGAGGCAGGAGAGAGACAGGAGGAGAGCUCUCAGAGUAAAUCGUAGGAGGACAGAGAAGGGAACUUGUGUGUCAGCGUAGGUGCCGCCUGAAGCCAGGUGAUGACAUGCAGGAUAAAAGGACAGUGAUGAGGUCCAGUACCACACUCAAAAUGUCUGGGUCACAUUGAGAGCCUCCUGUCAUAUCAACACCAGUUUCAUCAAGGUCCAUCAGAAGAAGCAGACAGCAUGCAGAACCUCCGGCAUGCUGCUUCAGAGGCUUUCCAGCGUCUCGGGCUAAAGCAAAGACAUCUGGGCUAUGAGGAGCUGGGUGAGCUGGACGGGGUGGAGAAACCACAGCCGCACUGGUUUCACACACUGCAGGUGCGGCGGCUCAGAGUUCAGAGGGGCCGCAGUAACAGCGAUCCAAUGGGAGGAAAGAGCUUCCAGCAAGAGUUCCAGUGGAAAACUGGCCUACAAUUUGGGAAUGCAACAUCUUAUCUGAAUCUGGAAAAACUUGGAGAGGGCACAUAUGCCACAGUUUACAAAGGAAUUAGCAGGAUAAAUGGUCAUCUUGUGGCUUUAAAGGUGAUUCACAUGAAAACUGAAGAAGGAAUUCCAUUCACAGCUAUCAGAGAAGCCUCCUUGUUAAAAGGCCUUAAACAUGCCAACAUAGUCUUGCUUCAUGACAUCAUCCACACGAGAGAGUCUCUCACCUUUGUCUUUGAGUAUGUGCAAACAGAUUUGGCUCAGUAUAUGAUUCAGCAUCCUGGUGGACUUCACUCCUAUAACAUCAGGCUCUUCAUGUUUCAGCUGCUGCGAGGGUUGUCUUACAUUCACAGCAGAAGAAUUCUGCACCGAGACCUCAAACCUCAGAAUUUGCUCAUCAGCUAUCUGGGAGAACUUAAACUUGCUGAUUUUGGACUGGCCCGAUCGAAGUCCAUACCAUGUCAAACAUACUCUGCUGAGGUGGUGACUUUAUGGUACCGUCCACCAGAUGUUCUCAUGGGCUCCACAGAUUACUCCACAGCCCUGGACAUCUGGGGAGCCGGCUGCAUUUUCAUAGAGAUGCUACAGGGGUCACCAGCGUUUCCUGGAGUCGCUGAUGUUUUUGAGCAGCUGCUGAAGAUUUGGACAGUCAUUGGUGUCCCGACUGAGGAGAUCUGGCCUGGUGUCAGUGAUCUGCCGAACUAUAAACCAGAGUGGUUCCUGCCCUGCAAGCCCCAGCAAUUCCGAGAUGUCUGGAAAAGGCUCUCUCAGUUACCUUAUAAGACGGAGGAUCUGGCCCAGCAGAUGCUGAUGAUGAAUCCAAAGGACAGGAUUUCAGCCCAGGAUGCAUUGCUGCACCCAUAUUUCAACACUCUUCCACCUCCGUUAAUGCAUCUAAGGGACACUGUGUCCAUCUUUAAGGUGCCGGGCGUGAGGUUGGAGUCGGAAGCGAGGGAUAUCUUCAGCCCCAGUAGACGAACGAAGACGCCUCUUGCUCCACUGGCCAAAUGCUGGUGAAAGACUCUCUUCUGUAAAUAGUUGGUGUGCUUGUUAAAACCAAAAAACACACCAGCAUGAGUAAACGUGACAAUAGCUAUGUUUCCAUCCAUCUGUUUUAAAGCUCAUAAAACCCUGGACUCAAUUUUCAGGCAUUUUAACAGAUUUGUCUGUGUUGGUGCUAACGUCAACGCUAGCAUCUGUUAGCUUCAACUAUAGAUAAUAGUUUGAGAAUUUUGAGCUUUUCCCCCCUAUUUUCAUAUUCUGGGUUAAAAAUCUAUAUGAUCCGUGAUACUUGUGGGGAUGUAGCAUAGGACUGCGAGUAUAAUAAUAUGCCGAUAUCUAAUUAUUAUUCAGUUUUCUUAUUCUACACUUAAAAAAAUUAUUUUGCUGCUUGAUCAAACUACUUAUUUAAAAUGAGCUAAAUCAACCCAACCCAACUUAAUUUUUUUAUCUUCAAUUCAUUUAAAUUCUUAAAAACAAUUAAGUUAAUUUAAUCCAUUUGUAUUGGGACAACAUGAAGGAAUUGUGUGGAACAUACAGUGUAUGAGAGCUGCUUUUGAAUUAAUAGUCAAGCCAUGAGACUGUUAGGCUUUAACGAAGGGUUGCAGUGCUGGCUGUGUCAGAAGUACCAACGUCUACAAGUUAUUUUUAAAUUACUACUAAUGAUUUUUAAAUUUAGGCACACACAUAAAGGGACCGAAUAUAGCCAAUAAUGUAGAUGCAGCCUUUAAACUCUCCAGUGUCCAUGUAAGCACUCCUGUAAAACUGUGAUCAUUACAACCAAUCACAGUCAUA
Messenger RNA from Danio aesculapii, 2290 nucleotides. RefSeq names its product cyclin-dependent kinase 15 (gene cdk15). The transcript has 14 exons. The record is from RefSeq and is a predicted model, not a curated record. Gene Ontology annotation, cellular component: nucleus; cytosol; cytoplasm. Gene Ontology annotation, biological process: protein phosphorylation. Bases 257 to 1513 code for a protein of 418 amino acids. Gene Ontology annotation, molecular function: cyclin binding; ATP binding; cyclin-dependent protein serine/threonine kinase activity. NCBI's taxonomy places the organism in Eukaryota, Metazoa, Chordata, Actinopteri, Cypriniformes, Danionidae.